Messenger RNA from Heterostelium album PN500, 552 nucleotides. It is a transcript of the gene vatP, whose product is annotated as V-type proton ATPase 16 kDa proteolipid subunit. Gene Ontology annotation, molecular function: proton-transporting ATPase activity, rotational mechanism. The transcript is spliced from 2 exons. Gene Ontology annotation, biological process: proton transmembrane transport. The coding region runs from base 1 to 552 and encodes 183 amino acids. The record is from RefSeq and is a predicted model, not a curated record. Lineage: Eukaryota; Evosea; Eumycetozoa; Acytosteliales; Acytosteliaceae. Gene Ontology annotation, cellular component: proton-transporting V-type ATPase, V0 domain.
AUGAUUCAAUUCCUUACCCUUUUCGCCACCAUUGUCCGUUAUAUUACUCCAGCUUGCCCAGUCUAUGCACCAUUCUUCGGUGCUAUGGGUGUCACUGCUGCCCUCGUCUUCACAGUUAUGGGUGCUGCUUACGGUACUGCCAAGUCAGCCGUCGGUAUUUCAAAUAUGGGUGUCAUGAAGCCAGAUCUCGUCAUCAGAGCUUUCAUUCCAGUCAUUUUCGCUGGUGUCAUUGCUAUUUACGGUUUGAUUAUUUGUGUCAUUAUCAUUGGUAAACUUAAGCCAAACAAGAACUACACCCUCUUCAAGUCAUUCACUGAUCUCGGUGCUGGUUUGACUGUCGGUCUCUGUGGUCUUGCUGCCGGUAUGGCUAUUGGUAUUGUUGGUGACUCUGGUGUCCGUGCUUUCGGUCAACAAGCCAAGUUGUACGUUAUUAUGAUGCUUAUUCUCAUUUUCUCUGAAGCUUUGGGUCUUUACGGUUUGAUCGUCGGUAUUCUUUUGACCUCCGUCGAUGACGAGUACUGCCCAGGUACCAACUUAGUACCAAACGUAUAA